AUACAGCCACAGAUCACAACAUGCAGGUUUGGGAUUAUGCAUUCAGCCUCCUCUUCCCUUUGAUUCCUUUAUGCAUUCUCAAAGGUACUUCUGGACUGGCAAUAUACCAGACCCCAUUGGUUACUGUCAUAGAAGGGGGCACUGCCAUAAUGAACUGCACUUUGUCAGAAGAAUCUCUCGGACCUGUCCGAUGGUACAAGGGGGGCAAUCAUCAGCAGCAGCUCCUGUACUCACAGUUUGAAAGUGAGAAACCAGACCCACGAGUGACUAAGACUGUAAAGGAAGGCCCUACAAGAGAGACUGAUCAUUCCAUCACAUUUACAUUUAUUCGCUUGGAAGAUGCUGGGGUGUAUUACUGUGUGAAGUUCAAAUCUGACAAGGUAACUGUGGCUGCAAAUGGAUCAGGAACACAUCUUCAUGUGAACAGUACUUCUGUACUGACAAUAUACCAGACCCCAUCAGUUACUGUCAUAGAAAGGGACACUGCCAUAAUGAACUGCACUUUGUCAGAAGAAUCUCUCGGACCUGUCCGAUGGUACAAAGGAGGCAAUCAGCAGCAGCAGCUCCUGUACUCACAGUUUGAAAUUAAUAUAUCAGAUGGCCGAGUGAGUAAGACUGUAAAGGAAGGACCAACAAGAAAUACUGAUUAUACCAUCACAUUUAAAAUUAUUCGCUUGGAAGAUGCCGGGGUGUAUUAUUGUGUGAAGUUCAAAUUUGACAAGGUAACUGUGCUUGCAAAUGGAUCAGGAACACACCUUUAUGUGAACAAGAAGUAUGGAACAAGGACAUGCCAGACCCCCCCAUGUAUUACUGUCAGUGAAGGGGGCACUGCCAUAAUGGAAUGUGUCUUGUCAGAUGAAUCUCUCGGACCUGUCCGAUGGUACAAGGGAGGCAAUCAGCAGCCACAGCUCCUGUACUCACAGUCUAAAGAUGAGAAAUCAGAUCCACGAGUGAAUAAAACUGUAAAGGAAGGCCUUAGAAGAGACACUGAUCAUUCCAUCACAUUUUCACGUAUUCGCUUGGAAGAUGCUGGGGUGUAUUACUGUGUGAAGUUUAAAUCUGACAAGGUAACUGUGGCUACAAAUGGAUCAGAAACACACCUUUAUGUGAACAGUAAGUAAAAAAAUAUUAAUGAAGGAAUUAGAAGGAAUAA
Protopterus annectens (West African lungfish) is the source of this 1153-nucleotide messenger RNA. Its product is annotated as signal-regulatory protein beta-2-like. The coding region runs from base 21 to 1121 and encodes 366 amino acids. Lineage: Eukaryota; Metazoa; Chordata; Ceratodontiformes; Protopteridae. Gene Ontology annotation, cellular component: plasma membrane. The record is from RefSeq and is a predicted model, not a curated record. The transcript is spliced from 4 exons.